Messenger RNA from Strongylocentrotus purpuratus (purple sea urchin), 7508 nucleotides. RefSeq lists its product as uncharacterized. The record is from RefSeq and is a predicted model, not a curated record. Lineage: Eukaryota; Metazoa; Echinodermata; Echinoidea; Camarodonta; Strongylocentrotidae. The transcript has 15 exons. Bases 36 to 7508 code for a protein of 2490 amino acids.
CUUGUUCUUCUGACUGACUCAAUUGAUUUGCCAAGAUGCCUGUAGCACUAAGUGAGUGGAGGGUCCGAAUCGGAACAUUCGUUCAUUGGAUUAGGGAGUAUGAGGUUCAGGAGAGGAGAGAAAGAUUGCUUAAAGAAAGGAUUCGUAGACUGAAGGUUCUUUGUGAGAGACUUAAAGCGAAAAGGGAUGAUUCUGGAGAGGGGUUGCAAAAUGACAAAAGCAGACAAAAUGGUCCUAAUCCCAAGGGAUGUCCUCAUCAAAUUGCGAACAUCCAGUCGUCAGGAAACUCAUCAGACAUCAAGGAUUUACUAACUUCAUGUGAUCAGUGCAUACAAGAUUUAUUAACAGCAAGUGAUUCUCAUAUCAAGGAGAUACUCACCCCUUCUGAAACAUGUAUUAAACAUUUGCUGACACCAACUGAUUCAAACAUUAGACAUCUGCUCUCUCUAACAAAUUCUUGUAGGAAGGACCAACAUACAGCAUCUGACUCUCAUGUUGAAGAUCUUACCAUGUUUACAUCGAACUAUUCACACAUCAGGGAGUUGAUUAUACAUUCUGAUUCAUGCUUCCGAGAGCUACAUAUGUCAGCUGAUGCUGGUAAAGAUGAUAUGCUAUCUGAUUCUGACGUCAAAGAUUUACUAACACCAAGAGACUCUGCCAUCAUUGAGAUACUUCAGCCAAAAGAUUAUUGCACUUGUGAGUCACUUACUCUUAGAAAUUCUAGCAUCCAGGAGUUACUUACACCUACAGAUUCUUACAUCCGGGAGUUAUUAUCAGUAAAUUCUCACGUCCAGGAAAUGUUAACUCCAAGAGAUUCCUGCAAAAGUGAGUCACUUACAACAGGGGAUUCCUACACCAAUGUGUUAUUAACAAUACAAGAUUCCUACACCCAGGAGUUACUGAUUCCAAGAGAUUCCUACACUUGUGAGUCACUUUCACCUAGAGAUUCUUGCAUUCAGGAGUCAUCAGUGAAUUCUCACACCGAUUUGUCACUUUCAGCUGGAGAUGGCUACAUCCAGGAAAUGAUUACUCCAAGAGAUUCCUACACAAGUGAGUCACUUACAACAGGGGAUUCCGACAUCCAUGAGUUAUUUACACCAAGAGAUUCUUACAUCCAGGAGUUACUAACCCAAAGAGAUUCCUACACUUAUGAGUCACUCACACCAGGAGACUCCUACACUAACGAGUUAGUUCUACCAGGACAUUCCUACACCAAUAAGUCACUGAGGCCUAUGGACUCUUACAUCCAGAACUUAAUUGCACCCAGAGAUUCUUCCAUCCGGGCAUUGUUAACAACAGAUUCCUGCACCAGUGGGAUACUUACACCAAUAGAUUCCAACACCAAGAUAACACUUACACCAGAAGAUUCUUACGUCCAAGAGGUAUUGACAUCUAGAGAUUCCUACACCAUUGAACCGCUUACACAAAGAGACUCCUACAUCCAGGAGUUACUUAAACCAGGACAUUCCUUCACAAAUACAUCACUUACGCCAGGGGAAUCAUACAUCCAGGAGUUAUUAGCACCUAGAGAUUCCUACACCAAUGAGUCACUUACACCAGGACAUUCCUUCACCAAUACAUUUCUUACCCCAGGGGACUCCUACAUCCAGGAGUUAUUAGCACCAAGAGAUUCCUACACUAACAAGUUACUGACGCCAACAGAUUCCUACACUAAUGAGCCACAUACACCAGGAGACCUUUACAUCCAGGAGUUACUUAAACCAAGUGAUUCCUUCACCAAUACGUCACUUACGCCAGGGGAAUCCUACAUCCAGGAGAUAUUAGCACCAAGAGAGUCCUACACUAAAAAGUUACUGACGCCAACAGAUUUCUACGCUAAUGAGCCACUUACACCAGAAGACUCCUACAUCCAGGAGUUAAUUACACCACAAGAUUCCUAUACCAAUGAAUUACUCACACCAGGACAUUUCUGCAUCAAUACAUCACUUACGCCAGGGGACUCCUACAUCCAGGAGUUAUUAGCACCCAGAAAUUGCUACACUAACAACAUACUGAUGCCAACAGAUUCCUACGCUAAUGAGCCACUUCCACCAGAAGACUCCUACACCCAGGACUUCCUUACACCUACAUCUAGAUGUUCUGACAUCCGAGAGUUACUGACACCAAGAGAUUUAUCCACCAAUGAGUCACUUACACAAGGAGACUCCUACAUCCAGGAGUUACUUACGCCAAGAGAUUCCUACACCAAUGAGUCACUUACACCAGGCCAUUCCUUCACCAAUACAUCACUUACGCCAGGGGACUCCUACAUCCAGGAGUUAUUAGCACCAAGAGAUUCAUACACCACUGAGUCACUUACACCAGGAGACUCCUACACCCAGGACUUCCUUACACCUAGAGAUUUCUACACCAAUGAGUCGCUUACACCAGGACAUUCCUCCACCAAUACAUCACUUACGCCAGGGGACUCCUACAUCCAGGAGUUAUUAGCACCUAGAGAUUGCUACACUAACAACAUACUGAUGCCAACAGAUUCCUAUGCUAAUGAGCCACUUACAUCAGAAGACUCCUACACCCAGGACUUCCUUACACCUACAUGUAGAUGUUCUGACAUCCGAGAGUUACUGACACCAAGAGAUUUAUCCACCAAUGAGUCACUUACACAAGGAGAUUCCUACAUCCAGGAGUUACUUACGCCAAGAGAUUCCUACACCAAUGAGUCACUUACACCAGGCCAUUCCUUCACCAAUACAUCACUUACGCCAAGAGACUCCUACAUCCACAAGUUAUUAGCACCAAGAGAUUCCUACACCAAAGAGGCACUUACACCAGGAGAUUCCUACACCCAGGACCUCCUUACAUCUAGAUAUUCUGACAUCCGGGAGUUAUUGACAACAGGUGAUUCCUCCACGAAUGAGUCACUUACCCGAGGAGACUCCUACAUCCAGGACUUCCUUACACCUAGAGAAUCUUACAUCCGAGAGUUAUUGACACCAAGAGAUCUUAACACCAAUGAGUCACUUACACCAGGAGAUUCCUACAUCCAGGAGUUACUAACACCAAUAAAUUCCUAUACCAAUGAGCCACUUACAGGACAUUCCUACACCAAUAAGCCAUUUACUGGUGUUGAACUUGAAUCACCUAGGCAAGGGGACAACAAAACUUCACCUACAUCUAGCUUAGACAGUGAUGCCGUACAGCAUGGACCCUUUGGUGGAAAGGAGAUGGCAAAUACAUCAUCAAGAUCAUCAUGCCACAAAACAGAUAGCUCAAAAGGAACAGUUGAUGUGAUGUUAUCACAGCAGCCAUACCUGACUGAGUUACUGCUUGUUAAAGCGGGAGAUGUGGAGCUCAAUCCGGGUCCUCUUCACGGAUCGAUAGAUAGUGCACUGCAGGAGAGUGAACUCGUAUUGCUCGCUGAAGAAGUUCCAGUCAAUUGCUACAAUAAAUUGUGCAUUGGUCUUGGUAUCAGCUUCUCUCAGAGCCAGGAUGUACUGACCCAACAUCAUUUGAACUUCCCAGGAGCUUUGAUCCAAAUCUUCUACAGAUGGAAGGUCAGGCAGAGAGAUGGCACCAAUUGUAGAGCACUUCUUGGAGAAAUUCUUCAAAAUGCUGAUAUGGUUGUACUUCAGACGAAAUUAUUGAAAGGUGAAUAUCUUACAUCUGGAACCCCAACGUCAUCAAUAGAUAGUGCACUGCAGGAGAGUGAACUUGUAUUGCUCGCUGAAGAAGUUCCAGUCGACUGCUACAAUAAAUUGUGCAUUGGUCUUGGUAUCAGCUUAUCUCAGAGCCAGGAUGUACUGACCCAACAUCAUUUGAACUUCCCAGGAGCUUUGAUCCACUUUUUCUGCAGAUGGAAAGUCAGUCAGAGAGAUGGCACCAAUUGUGAAUAUCUCACAUCUGGAACCCCAACGUCAUCGAUAGAUAGUGCACUGCAGGAGAGUGAACUCGUAUUGCUCGCUGAAGAAGUUCCAAUCUACUGCUACAAUAAAUUGUGCAUUGGUCUUGGUGAAUAUCUUACAUCUGGAACCCCAACGUCAUCAAUAGAUAGUGCACUGCAGGAGAGUGAACUUGUAUUGCUCGCUGAAGAAGUUCCAGUCGACUGCUACUAUAAAUUGUGCUCUGGUCUUGGUUUUAGCUCAUCUCAGAGUCAAAAUGUACUGACCCAACAUCAUUUGAACCUUUCAGGAGCUUUGAUAGAAUUAUUCUGCAGAUGGAAAGGCAAGCAGAGAGAUGGCACCAAUUGUAGAGCACUUCUUGGAGAAAUUCUUCAAAACGCUGAUAUGGUUGUACUUCAGACAAAAUUAUUGAAAGGUGAAUAUCUCACAUCUGGAACCCCAACCUCAUUGAUAGAUAGUGUACUGCAGGACAGUGAACUCAUAUUGCUCGCUGAAGUAGUUCCAGGCGACUGCUACUAUAAAGUGUGCUCUGGUCUUGGUUUUAGCUCAUCUCAGAGUCAAAAUGUACUGACCCAACAUCAUUCGAACCUUCCAGGAGCUUUGAUUGAAUUAUUCUGCAGAUGGAAAGGCAAGCAGAGAGAUGGCACCAAUUGUAGAGCACUUCUUGGAGAAAUUCUUCAAAACGCUGAUAUGGGUGCACUUCAGACAAAAUUAUUGAAAGGUGAAUAUCUCACAUCUGGAACCCCAACCUCAUUGAUAGAUAGUGUACUGCAGGAGAGUGAACUCAAAUUGCUCGCUGAAGAAGUUCCAGUCGACUGCUACUAUAUAUUGUGCAUUGGUCUUGGUAUCAGCUUAUCUCAGAGCCGAAAUGUACUAACCCAACAUCGUUUUAACUUCCCACAUGCUUUGAUCGAAUUCUUCUAUGGAUGGAAGGUCAGGCAGAGAGAUGGCGCCAAUUGUAGAGCACUUCUUGGAGAAAUACUUAAAAACGCUGAUAUGGGUGCACUUCAGACAAAACUAAUGAAAGGUGAAUAUCUUACAUCUGGAACCCCAACCUCAUUGAUAUAUAGUGUACUGCAGGAGAGUGAACUCAAAUUGCUCGCUGAAGAAGUUCCAGUUGGAUGCUACAAUAAAUUGUGCAUUGGUCUUGGUUUCAGCUUAUCUCAGAGCCAAACUGUACUGACCCAACAUCAUUUCAACUUCCCAGGGGCUUUGAUCCAAAUGUUCUGCAGAUGGAAGGUCAGGCAGAGAGAUGGCACCAAUUGUAGAGCACUUCUUGGAGAAAUUCUUCAAAACGCUGAUAUGGGUGCACUUCAGACAAAAUUAUUAAAAGGUGAAUAUCUUACAUCUGGAACCUCAUCGUUUGAUCCAAUAUUGGAUACUUCCCAACCAUUCAUGACUGAAGCACAGGUUCUCCAGUGUGGGGAAGACUUGAAGAUAUUCUAUCGCGAACAGAUGUGCAAAAUCAAACCUGACCCGCUUGAAUCCAAUAUCAUCUUCGACUUCGAACAAAUUUACACGAACUUAACGCUUCUCAGGAAAGAAAUGGGAAUAAUGAGAACAGAAAGGCCAGAAAGGCCACUGGAUUACACUGAUCUUCUUACUACAAAGAUUAAUGGGGUACUUCCUAAACGUCUUCUGGUUGAAGGUGAAGGUGGCGUAGGUAAAACAACCUUCUGUUCGAAGAUUGCAUGGGAUUGGUUCAAUGGAUCUCCAGAGUUUCAGCGCUUUAGUUGGGUUCUGGUUAUACCCCUGUGCAACAUUGUCAAGGGUCAGACAAUUGGCGAUAUUAUGAAAAACUACCUCUCUGACAACAAUGCUGUAAACCCUAAACAGAUCGAUAGUUACAUACUGUCUCAACCUACAAAGGUUCUGAUUGUACUUGAUGGACUCGAUAAGUAUGAUGGAGACCUCUCUGCCGAAGAAAACUCAGAUAUUUCUCAGAUUCUACGAUUUGAUAAAUUCAAGCAAUGCAUAGUUCUGGUGACAACAAGACCAUGGGGGGCGGAUAAGAUCAAAUCCAAUGAAAGAUUGCUUAGGUCGUAUGCUUUCAUUGUAAUAAAAGGAUUUAGUACUGAAAAUGUCUCAACAUACAUUAGCAAGUACUUUGUGGACGAUGAAAAGGCGGGAUCAGAACUAAUUCGGUUUAUUGAAGUGAAUGAUGUAAUCAAGGAGAACAUGGCACCCUUCCCAAUUUACUUAACCAUGCUUUGCAUCUUAUGGAAAAAUUGUGACAGUGAGAAACAAGAAACCAUACGCAGACUGAAGACAUUUUCUCAAUUAUUUGAACAAAUGAUUAUGUUUCUAAGAGACCAUGACAUUUCCAAAGUGUUUGAUCUGGACAAGGAAAUGGAAAAUACCAAGCUUUGUUUGCAAAGAAUAGGAUCGAUUGCCUUCUCAGGAAUCCUGGAAAAGAAAUUGGUUUUUAGUGAGGAGGACUUCAGCUCGUGUAAGGAAGCCAUGGAGACAUGUUGCAGAAUGGGAGUUCUAAGUCGGGAAAAUCAAAAUGUAUCCAGAUGGCAAAGAACUUUGAAUCCUUCACCGCGUAUAAUCACUGGUGUCUUUUUUCCUCACAAAUUAUUUCAAGAAUAUGUUGCAUCUGUUUAUCUUGCCUCUCUAUAUGACACAAAUCGCGAAGAGUACAGCAGGUCGAUGGGCAAAGUACUGAGCAAGGACCCACAAGAAUUCCGUUACCUCUUGUAUUUCACUGCUGCCCUGGGAAAGGAGGUUGGACUUGAUAUUGUCGAGAAAAUACAACAAAAUGAUUUCGCAAAUGUACAACAAAGAAAAAGAAACAAUGAUUUUCUAGCAGAUGUCGCUUUUGAAGCAUAUAACAAAGACGUGGCGAAAGUAGUAGGACAACAGAUAUUUGCAGACGGGAGAAUACUGACUAUCGAUAAAGACAUGCCUGCUCACACAUUUUCUGGUUAUUUAUUCAUCAUGGAACAGCAUGGAAUGGAGACUUUGGUGUUCAGAGACAGAUCAUGUGGCCAAACUGUAUCGCGUGACCUAGCAAAUGUCCUAUUUGAAUCGAAAUCUUUAUCAAGAUUAGUUUUUUAUCAUACAACAUUGGAUGAUGACUUCUAUCAGUUAAUGCAUAAACGAGUUCCUACAAAGACGGUAGGUAAAUCCUCAAUCAAAGAGCUGGUUGUAGAUCAUCAAUUCCUAAGUGGUCUACAGAUGUAUAAUAAUGGUGACAUUAAUGUCACAGUUGAGGACCUAUUCCCGAGCUUGAAGCAAUUGACUUUCACCACUCUUCAUACUGUCUCACCUGGAGUUGUUAAACAGUUGGCACAUUCCAGCCUAGAAGUGUUGUUUAUUGAGCAUGGUGAGGAAGGGAGUAAAUUAGUUCCUCUCAUUGGAGAACCUGCUUCACUGGGGCAACUUUUCUCCACUUCAUUCCCACAACUCACCUGUCUGACCUUCCGAGAGCUAGUAAUGGGCAACAUACGCAGUGAAGCAAUACUACGUAAUCUAAAGAACCACCUACAUUUGAAAUCAAUAAGUAUCAUUAGCUGUUUUACGGAUGAUGAACUGGACCCCCUUGCUGAACAAAUAACUACUGAGAACAGGAUGAAACUAACACUUCAACAUGACAAGCGCAAAUGGAAGAGGAGACCAGGAAGGACAUCAGAUAUCAUGGUGUAA